AUGCACACAUGUAGUGAUGGCCUGACCAGCUCCACAGAGAGCAUGGACACGUGUAGUGAUGACCUGACCAGCUCCACAGAGAGCAUGGACACGUGUAGUGAUGACCUGACCAGCUCCACAGAGAGCAUGCACACGUGUAGUGAUGACCUGACCAGCUUCACAGGGAGCAUGCACACGUGUAGUGAUGACCUGACCAGCUCCACAGAGAGCAUGCACACAUGUAGUGAUGACCUGACCAGCUCCACAGAGAGCAUGCACACAUGUAGUGAUGACCUGACCAGCUCCACAGAGAGCAUGCACACAUGUAGUGAUGACCUGACCAGCUCCACAGAGAGCAUGCACACAUGUAGUGAUGACCUGACCAGCUCCACAGAGAGCAUGCACACGUGUAAUGAUGACCUGACCAGCUCCACAGAGAGCAUGCACACGUGUAGUGAUGACCUGACCAGCUUCACAGGGAGCAUGCACACAUGUAGUGAUGACCUGACCAGCUCCACAGGGAGCAUGCACAUGUGUAGUGAUGAACUGACCAGCUCCACAGAGAGCAUGCACACAUGUAGUGAUGGCCUGACCAGCUCCACAGAGAGCAUGCACACGUGUAGUGAUGACCUGACCAGCUCCACAGAGAGCAUGCACACAUGUAGUGAUGACCUGACCAGCUCCACAGAGAGCAUGCACACGUGUAGUGAUGACCUGACCAGCUCCACAGAGAGCAUGCACAUGUGUAGUGAUGACCUGACCAGCUCCACAGAGAGCAUGCACAUGUGUAGUGAUGGCCUGACCAGCUCCACAGAGAGCAUGCACAAGUGUAGUGAUGGCCUGACCAGCUCCACAGAGAGCAUGCACAUAUGGAAAUAG
Messenger RNA from Liolophura sinensis, 858 nucleotides. RefSeq names its product Kruppel-like factor 18. The record is from RefSeq and is a predicted model, not a curated record. NCBI's taxonomy places the organism in Eukaryota, Metazoa, Mollusca, Polyplacophora, Chitonida, Chitonidae. The coding region runs from base 1 to 858 and encodes 285 amino acids. The transcript has a single exon.